AUGACGUUCUUUUCUUUCUUUCCAACUUCAUUCCCUUCCGUCUUUUUAUCUCUUUCUUAUAACCCCCCCAUUUCUUUUUCCAUUAAUUUCUCCGGCAUUUCCGCCCACUUUCUUUCUUUCUUUCUUUCUUUCUUUCUUUCUUUUCUAUUUUUCAUUCCUUCGUUUCUUUCUUUCCUUCUUUCUUUAUUUCCUUCCUUCCUUCCUUCCUUCCUUCCUUCCUUCCUUCCUUCUUUCUUUCUUUCUUUUCUGUUCUUUUUCGUUCUUUUUUCUUUCUUCUUACAUUUAAUUCAGCCUUUCAUUAAUUCGUCCUUUCACUUCUCCAUUUCUUCUUUCUUUCGUUCAAUAUCCCAGUCAUUUCUUCAUUUCAUUUCCUUAUCUCUUGUCCUUCAUUUGUUACGAUUUUGUUAUUUAUCUAUGUUUAUUUUCCUUGAAUUCAAAUUAGUUCUUUUUUUCUUCCUUUUUUCAUUACUAAUGAUUAAAUCAUCCUUACUCUCCCUCCUUUCUCUCUAUUUUCAUCUUUUCAUUGUCAUUAUCUCCAUUAAUUCUUCUCCGUCUCGUGUUAUCUCAUCUUUCUAUUUACCGCUUCUUCUCUUCCUUUUUCUUCUUUCUUCAGCUUCUUCUUAUUAUUAUUACUUGUUGUCUUUGUCUUUCUUCUUUUGUUUCUUUCUUUUUCUUAUACUUCUUUCUACUUUUACUUUCAUCGGGUUUUUUUUUCUGUUUUUGUCACAUUUCUUUCUUUCUCCCUUUCUUUCUUCUGUUUUCGUUUCUUUUUCUUUUUGUUUAUUUCUGUUUUCUUCUUCUUCUUCUUCUUCUUCUUCUUCUUCUUCUUCUUGCUUCUACCUUCAGCUUCUUCUUCUUUCUGAUUCUUUCUUGUGUUUUUGCUUCUUCUUUUUCUUUAUUCUGUCUCUCCUUUCUUUUUCUUCUUCUUCUUCUUUCUUUAUUCCGUUUUUGUUUGUAUCUUUUCUUCUUUUUUCUUUUUCUUUCAGCUUCUUUCUUCCGGUUCUUGCUUCUUCUUUUCCUUUUAUCUGCUACUUCUUCGUCGUUGUCUUCUUGUUUUAUUGUUUAUUCCUACUGUUUUCUUUCCUUUUUCUUUCUUUCUUUCUUUCUUCUUUCUUUCUUCUUCUUACUUUGCUACUACUGCUGCUUUUUCGUAUUUCUUUUUCUGUCUGUUCCUUUCUUUUUUCUUUCUUUCUUCUUCUUCUUGUUUCUACCUUCAUUUUCUUCUUUCUUCUUCUUUCUGAUUCUUUCUUGUUUUUGCUUCUUCUUUUUCUUUAUUCUGUCUCUCCUUUCUUUUUCUUCUUCCUCUUUCUUUAUUAUGUUUUUGUUUCUAUUUUUCUUCUUUUUUCUUUUUCUUUUUCUUUCUGCUUCUUUCUUCUGUUCUUGCUUCUUCUUUUCCUUUAUCUGCUACUCUUCGUCAUUGUCUUCUUGUUUUAUUGUUUAUUUCUACUGUUUUCGUUCCCUUUUCUUUCGUUCGUUCUUUCUUCUUCUUCUUACUUCUGCUGCUGCUGCUUGUUCGUAUAUCUUUUUCUUUCUGCUUCUUUCAUCUAUUCUCGCUUCUUCUUUUUCUUUUAUCUGCCACUUCUUCGUCGUUGUCUUCUUGUUUUACUGUUUAUUUUUACUGUUUUCGUUUCUUUCUUUCUUUCUUUCUUUCAUUUUACUUCUAUUUCUACUGCUGCUGCUGCUUGUUCGUAUUUCUUUUUAUUCUUUCUUAUUGUUUCUUCUCCCCUUCUUUUUCAUUACACUUCUAGCUUUGGACAUUUUCUUCUUUUUCUUUUUCUUUUUUUUUUUUUUCUCAUUUUCUCUUCUUAUUUCUUCCGUCCUUUGUCCCUUUUUUUCUUUCAAUGCUUACCAUUUUUAGAAAACCUAAAUCCUGAUCAGAAUUCUCUUCUUUCAGACAAGUUGGUUACUUUAUCCUACCCUCCAUAUCUAUCUAUCUAUCUAUAUUGUUUUCUCUGUUCGUCUCUCACUCACUCUCUUUCCCUCUGCAGUGUUUUCUCUUAUCGUCCCUCAUUCACUGACUGUCUUUCUUUCUCACUCUCUUUAAAAUCAAUACAGAGAGAGAGAGAGAGAGAGAGAGAGAGAGAGUCUUUCAUGCACACUCUUUUCUCUCUCUCUCUCUCUCUCUCUCUCUCUCUCUCUCAGUCUGUCUGUCUAUCUUUAUCUAUCUAUCUAUGUCAGUCUGUUCAUAUCUAUCUAUCUAUCUAUCUAUCUAUCUAUCUAUCUAUCUAUCUAUCAGUCACUUCAUAUCUAUCUAUCUAUCUAUCUAUCUAUCUAUCUAUCUAUCUAAGUCUCUUCAUAUCUAUCUAUCUAUCUAUCUAUCUAUCUUUCAAUAUGUCUUCUUUGUCUAUCUAUCUCUCUCAAUUAUCUCUCUAUCUAUCUCAAUCUAUUCACUAUCUAUAUAACUUCUGUUCAUAUCUAUCUAUCUAUCUAUCUAUCUAUCUAUCUAUCUAUCUAUCUAUCUAUCUCAGUCUGUUCAUAUCUAUCUAUCUAUUUAUGUCAGUCUGUUCAUAUCUAUCUAUCUAUCUAUCUAUGUCAGUCUGUUCAUAUCUAUCUAUCUAUCUAUCUAUCUAUCUAUCUAUCUAUAUGUCUUCUUUGUCUAUCUAUCUCUCUCAAUUAUCUCUCUAUCUAUCUCAAUCUAUUCACUAUCUAUAUAACUGUCAAUCUCAAUAUAUUAUCUAUCAAAACCUGUGUCAGUCUGUUCAUAUCUAUCUAUCUAUCUAUCUAUCUAUGUCAGUCUGUUCAUAUCUAUCUAUCUAUUUAUGUCAGUCUGUUCAUAUCUAUCUAUCUAUCUAUCUAUCUAUCUAUCUAUCUAUCUAUCUAUCUAUGUCAGUCUGUUCAUAUCUAUCUAUCUAUCUAUCUAUCUAUAUGUCUUCUUUGUCUAUCUAUCUCUCUCAAUUAUCUCUCUAUCUAUCUCAAUCUAUUCACUAUCUAUAUAACUGUCAAUCUCAAUAUAUUAUCUAUCAAAACCUGUGUCAGUCUGUUCAUAUCUAUCUAUCUAUCUAUCUAUCUAUCUAUCUAUCUAUCUAUCUCAGUCUGUUCAUAUCUAUCUAUCUAUUUAUGUCAGUCUGUUCAUAUCUAUCUAUCUAUCUAUCUAUCUAUCUAUCUAUCUAUCUAUCUAUCUAUGUCAGUCUGUUCAUAUCUAUCUAUCUAUCUAUCUAUCUAUCUAUCUAUCUAUCUAUCUUCUUUGUCUAUCUGUCUAUCUCAAUUAUCUCUCUAUCCAUCCUAAUCUAUUCUCUCUAUAUAUAUCUGUCUAUCUAUCUCAAUAUAUUAUCUAUCAAAUUCUGUCAGUUUUGUUCAUAUCUAUCUAUCUAUCUAUCUAUCUAUCUAUCUAUCUAUCUAUCUAUCUCGACCUCAGUCUGUCCAUAUCUAUCUAUCUAUCUAUCUAUCUAUCUAUCUAUCUAUCUAUCUAUCUAUCUAUGUCGGUUCAUAUCUAUCUAUCUAUGUCAGUCUGUUCAUAUCUAUCUAUCUAUCUAUCUAUCUAUCUCAAUUAUCUCUCUAUCUCAAUCUAUUCUCUAUCUAUAUAUCUGUCUAUCUAUCUCAAUAUAUUAUCUAUCACAAUCUGUGUCAGUCUGUUCAUAUCUGUCUAUCUAUGUCAGUCUGUUCAUAUCUAUCUAUCACAAUAUAUUAUCUAUCACAAUCUGUGUCAGUCUGUUCAUAUCUAUCUAUCUAUGUCAGUUUUGUUCAUAUCUAUCUAUCUAUCUAUCUAUCUCUACCUCAGUCUGUCCAUAUCUAUCUAUCUAUGUCAGUCUGUUCAUAUCUAUCUAUCUAUCUAUCUAUCUAUCUAUCUAUCUAUCUAUCUAUGUCUGUUCAUAUCUAUCUAUCUAUGUCAGUCUAUUCAUAUCUAUCUAUCUAUCUAUCUAUCUAUCUAUCUAUCUAUCUAUCUGUCUGUCUUCUUUGUCUAUCUAUCUAUCUCAAUUAUCUCUCUAUCUCAAUCUAUUCUCUAUCUAUAUAUUUGUCUAUCUAUCUCAAUAUAUUAUCUAUCACAAUCUGUGUCAGUCUGUUCAUAGCUAUCUAUCUGUCAGUCUGUACAUAUCUAUCUAUCUAUCUAUCUAUCUAUCUAUCUAUCUGUCUGUCUAUAUCAAUCUCUUUAUCUAUCUACCUAUCUAUCCAUUCUCUAUCUAUGUAUCUCAAUGUCUGUAUCUAUCUAUCUAUCACCCCCCUCUCUCUCUAUCUAUUUUCCACGCUCUCUAUCUAUUUUUCUCACUAUUUAUCUGUCUUUCUAUCUAUCUAUCUAUCUAUCUAUCUAUCUAUCUAUCUAUCUAUCUAUCUAUCUAG
Molecule: messenger RNA, 4275 nt
Organism: Acanthosepion pharaonis
Lineage: Eukaryota; Metazoa; Mollusca; Cephalopoda; Sepiida; Sepiidae
Source: the annotation of a GenBank genome assembly